AUGGCGCUUUGCGCAAUGAUCAUGACAUUGCCAAGGUAUCCCAUGUCGGAGGACCUGCUCAAUAUACUAUGGUGGUGGGCAGAGGAGGUGGCGAAGGAAGUUGGGGGGACAAAACUCCCGAGCGUUGCAGUCGUCAAAAAACACAUAGAAUCAGCGAGGAAGGAGGUUGGGAUGCAGACAACUCCGCGGACCUCGUACCUCGAUAAGGGGUCGACCUCGACCAUCCCCGACUCUGCAAAACCUCAACGCCAAAGAAGGAAGCGUACCGUCGCGUUAGCGGAAGUUGACGACGACCAGCUGUCCGACCCGUUGUCCGACUCGUUGUCGGAUAGCAGCGACCACCGUCCCCCGCGCAAACAUCGCAAGCAGAGCUCGAAGAAGCAGAGUUCCAGGGGUUCGCCGUCUAAGUCUCAGAAGCAGUACUCGCCUUAUCCGCCCGCCCCUCCCUCUGGAUCUGGCUACAAUGGACAAAAUCUCACCGUCUCCCAGCAAGAACGACUAUUGAGCCAUUUUGAUGCUGAUGAGGCCGAUAGUCUCCUUUGCAGUGAUGGUGCAAACGGGGAUGGCAGCGGUGGCAAUGGCGAUGGCAGCCGUGCGAACGGCGAUGGCAGUGACAAUGGUGGGAAUGGCAACGGCGAGAGUGGCAACAGCGAGAGUGGCAAUGGCAGUGACAAUGGUGGGAAUGGCAACGGCGAGAGUGGCAAUGGCAGUGACAAUGGUGGGAAUGGCAACGGCGAGAGUGGCAAUGGCAGUGACAAUGGUGGGAAUGGCAACGGCGAGAGUGGCAGGGGCAGUGACAAUGGUGGGAAUGGCAACGGCGAGAGUGGCAACGGCGGCGGGGGCGACAAUGGCGCGAACGGCGGCUCGAACGGCGGCUCGAACUUCAGCGUCAGCGGGUGCAUCAACAUGUCCAUCUCCAACACCGAAUACGUCGACGAAGACAACAUCCGUAACCGCCUUCGCCCGCGUCGAGUCCGAGUUCAGUAUACGAAGGAGGUAGAAAUCAACCUGGACCUUGAUCUUGAAGAAGGCGACUUUGAGUACGGUUAUGACGACGGCAAUGGCGACGACGACAGCGACUACGAAGGCUGUGGAGGGAAAGGCAGAGGGGAACCAUGA
Messenger RNA from Fimicolochytrium jonesii, 1119 nucleotides. RefSeq lists its product as uncharacterized. NCBI's taxonomy places the organism in Eukaryota, Fungi, Chytridiomycota, Chytridiomycetes, Spizellomycetales, Powellomycetaceae. Bases 1 to 1119 code for a protein of 372 amino acids. The transcript is spliced from 2 exons. The record is from RefSeq and is a predicted model, not a curated record.